Messenger RNA from Hyla sarda, 4039 nucleotides. RefSeq names its product CAP-Gly domain containing linker protein 3 (gene CLIP3). Gene Ontology annotation, cellular component: microtubule plus-end; cytoplasm; nucleus. The coding region runs from base 202 to 1806 and encodes 534 amino acids. Gene Ontology annotation, biological process: cytoplasmic microtubule organization. The record is from RefSeq and is a predicted model, not a curated record. NCBI's taxonomy places the organism in Eukaryota, Metazoa, Chordata, Amphibia, Anura, Hylidae. Gene Ontology annotation, molecular function: microtubule plus-end binding. The transcript has 14 exons.
CAUUAUCUGCACAGCUCCCAGCAUCCUAGUGACGCAGGAAUGAAAGAAAAAAACAUCACAGCAUCAGGACACUAAUCCCAGCAAGAUCCAGAGGAUCCACGACUCAGCAUCAGGACCACAGGACACCUGACCCAGCAGAGACCAUCAGGACUGAGCAUCAGGUGCAUCAGGACCAAGGACAGCCACAACAAGGCCUGAGUUAUGACCAGGGAGGACCCACUGGAUUGUGCGGCGGCGGAGAACAAACGUCCCAUUGACUUUCAAAGCCCUAUCCUAGAGAAACGGAAAAGACCAGUGGUUCAUCCCUCAGCCCCGGCUCCUCUUCCUAAAGAUUAUGCUUUCACAUUCUUCGAUCCCAAUGACCCUGCAUGCCAGGAAAUCUUGUUGGAUCCCCAAACUAGUAUUCCUGAACUCUUUGCGAUCAUCCGCCAAUGGGUGCCACAGGUCCAGCACAAGAUAGAUGUUAUUGGCAGUGAGAUAUUGAAACGGGGCUGCCAUGUGAAUGACAGGGAUGGACUAACAGACAUGACCUUAUUGCACUAUGCAUGUAAAGCUGGUGCGCAUGGUGUAGGAGACCCUGCGGCUGCCGUACGACUGGCAAAUCAGCUCCUUCAACUGGGGGCAGACGUGACCCUGCGCAGCCGCUGGACCAACAUGAACGCCCUGCACUAUGCUGCCUAUUUCGAUGUCCCCGAACUGUUACGCAUCUUACUGAAAGCGUCAAGGCCUAAAGUGCUCAAUUCCACCUGCAGCGACUUCAACCAUGGAACCGCCGUGCACAUUGCGGCCUCUAAUCUGUGCCUGGGGGCUGUUAAGUGUCUCCUGGAGCACGGAGCCAACCCCUCAGUAAGGAACAGUAAAGGCCAGGUCCCAUCGGAUGUGGUCCCUGACCCUAUGGAUAUGGGACUGGACAAGGCUGAGGCAGCCAUGAUUGCUAAGGAACUGAAACAGCUGCUUCUGGAUGCUGUGCCCUUGACGUGCAACCUGCCUAAGGUCACACUGCCAAACUAUGACAACAUCCCUGGUAACCUGAUGCUGGCAUCUCUUGGUCUGCGGCUAGGUGACCGUGUACUGCUGGACUCGGAAAAGGCUGGCACACUACGGUUCUGUGGCACUACUGAGUUUGCCAGUGGUCAGUGGGUUGGAGUAGAGCUGGAUGAGCCAGAUGGCAAAAAUGAUGGCAGCGUGGGAGGCAUCCGCUACUUCAUCUGUCCCCCCAAACACGGAAUCUUUGCUUCAGUGUCCAAAAUCAGUAAAGCUCCAGACCCUGCGCCAUCCUCAGUCACCUCAACACCAAAGACCCCAAGGAUGGACUUUUCCAGAGUCACUGGCAAAGGAAAAAAAGAGAAAAAAGCAAUGCAGAAGAAGUCUGUCAGCGUUGGCAGCUUAGACAAAGAGGGGCUUAACAUUGACCUGGGGGACCAGGUGCUUGUAGCUGGACAGAAGCAGGGGGUGAUCCGCUUCUAUGGCAAGACAGACUUUGCACCAGGAUACUGGUUUGGAAUCGAGUUAGAAAAACCUACAGGAAAACAUGAUGGUUCAGUGUUUGGAGUCCGGUAUUUCACCUGCUCCCCAAAACAUGGAGUAUUUGCUCCACCCUCUAGAGUUCAGAGGAUUGGUGGCUCAAAAGAUCCCCCAGGAGAGAACAACAGUGUGAAAAAGGUUCAUCAAGUUACAAUGUCACAACCAAAGCGUAACUUCAACACAGUGCGGACACCAAAAGAACUUGCAUCGGAAAAUUCUCUCUCCAGGUUGCUGUUUUGCUGUUGGUUUCCCUGGCUGCUUCGGGCUGAGAUGCAAUCUUAACCCUUUCUCUCAAUCAGCCCUGCAUCUUCUAAGCCCUGUCAUUUGGAGCCACAGACUUCCGCCUCCUUCUGUCUGUGUCUGCAUCCCUUGACUCCCCAGUGCCUUGUCUAAUGUUCCUCUGAAACGGGGGCCCCUCUGUGUGUCACUGUCUCAUUCAGUGCAAUUAUAAAUGCCGGAGGAGGGGGUAAGGAAGUUCCUGCUAUAUAAUGGUGAAGGUUUUACUUGCUUCCUUCCUUAACAGAACCUUCUAUUGGACAACAAAUGCAGGAACCUACAACACUAUCCAAGCUUUCUCUAGCUGCCAUUCAUUUUCUAUUAAAUGUCUAGAGGUUAAAUUAUAAUAGUUCAUGGGCCUUUAAUCUCUGUAGAAACUCCACAAUAAUGUCCAUAACACUACUUCUAGUCACGAACAUCAAAUAACUGGUCAAUCAUGCUCGUAGGCCUAUCAAGAUCAUACAAGGCUUGUCCAAAUCUCAAGUACUAGUGGCAGACCAUGGCCUUGAAAUUAGUAAUGUCCCUUAGGCCAACAAUGAUCCAACAUAACUUUAUAACUUCUCCUAUCAAUGUAAAUAAAGUCAUCACUAGAAGUGGUUGGAAAUCCAUUCCAUGUGGUCACCACACAGUACUUGAGCAAGACCUAUUGUAUGAUAUUGCUGGGUAAGUGGUUGGAAAACAGUGAAUGUAAUGUAAAGCUAAACCUGAUAAAUGAGAUUUAAUGUAUGUAAAUAGCAUGCCCGAGCUCCACGGUAUCCAUUUCCUAUAAUCUAUUCUGUAUACAUCUCUAUAGCUCUAGGGUACCCUCUAGGACAUUGACCUUUUAUUGCCAGUCACCACACACUAUGUCAAUGUGUCGUAUUACAAGGACACCAAUUGGGUUGUCCAAGGAUGAUGGGAGAAAUUACGUCACAUUGAAAAUUAUUUUGUCAUCAUCACAUACAUAGUCUUCCUUUGUUCAAUGAAUCUCUCCAAUUGAGAUUUGUGAUAGUCAAAGAACGACCAUAGUCACCAGUGUCUUACUGUUGCCCUGUCAGUUCAGUUUUGUAUUUCUGCCUUUACUUUAUGAUGCCUUAAUGGUUAUUCCCCUUGCAAUAGUCUGAAUAGUCUUGUCUUAAAUUGUCAAUUGUAUCUAGGCUUAUGGUUUUUGUCAUAGGGUAACAUUUGCUGACUUAUCCUAUUAUCCCUAUAUUAAAACCAUGAUGUCUCAGUAUCUUCCAGUCCUCCUUGGUAAAAGUCUUAUGUUAAUACUUGUCUACUAUAGUUUGUCUAUACUCAUAUCAUGGCUCAGUUUCUUCUAGAGUAGUAGGUGGUCUACUCCUUAUUUUUCUUAUUCAUGUCCUAAUUUCCUAUUUAUGAUCCUAGUCUUAGGCUUGAACAUCUUGAUUGUUUUAUAGCCCCUUGUCUUUGGUUGUUGAUAUUGAUGCCUCUUCUUUUCCACUUAUAAAGCUUCCAUGCCUUUGGUUGAUGUUUUUAUAUAUUUUCAUACCUCCUAUUUGGUUCUUCUCAUCAUCCUAUCUCUUAACUGGGAUGUCCAAUUUCUUCCUAUCAUCUUCCAUUGUCUUGUUUCAAUAAUUUUUUACUCUCUUCGGUGAAUUGGGUCAAUGUUCUAAGUCCCAUGUGGCAUGUGAUCAAGACAUUGCCCAUUGGAUUUGUUUUUCCAAUCCUGUCUAUUACCCCAUGUAUAACUAUUCACUGCAUGCAGCCCCCUCCUCUGUACAUAGUAGCAUGGGGUAUUCUGUGUGCUGUGAGUAUCUCUGUACAUUGUGCUAAAUAUUAGCCAGCACAACCCCACCCGGGGCUCACUGAACGAUUCAGAGAGGAACAUACACAGUCUGUGGAGCGUAUAUACCGAUGGCAGCAUAUAUAGACACACAAUACAUAACCAUAUGGACUGACAUAGCGUACACAAUACAUGCACAGUAGCAGUGAUCUGUAUAGUAAUAUAUAUUCAUACAGUUAGAGUGACUACCUGUAUACAGAUAUACUGUCACAUAUAAAUGUGGAGGUAUAUAGGACACCUUUGUGAGGAUGUGUUUUAUUAUAUGACCCCCGGGGGGGACAUCACUGAUUCUAUCAUAUAGCGGACCCAACAUAUUUCCCUUGAAACAUGUUCUGGGGCCCCUUUCCUGUAACCGUGCGUAAAAUCUUGUGAUCUGCCUGUAACUUGUGGUCUUACUAACACUGUAUACGGGAGACGUGGAUGUAUGUCAGAUAAUAAACCGAUUACUGAACUACU